CCUCCUUGCCUCGCUCGCUCCAUCGUCAGGCUGCAACUUCCGGCGCCUCGCGCUCGGCCAGUCUCUCCACCGGCACCAUCGGCGGCGUGUCAGGGCGGGCUGAUGUCAACUUUGUAGCGCCGCCACCAACCUACACCACCCACCACCCCAUAUGCUUCUACCCGACGUGUAAAACGACAGCGAGGAGGUGGAGGAGGAGGAGAAGGAGGAGCGGUGGAGCCCAGGCGAUGCAUCUGCACACGCGCCGUUGCUGAGGGAAGGAAGAAGGGAGCUACCGUAAGCUCACGUUUGGCCAUCCGGCUAUUAAAAACAACACCGGCAAAGAAGACGCGGGGGAGGAAAACAACGACAAGGUGAAGGGGGUGGGGGGGGGACACCGUCCUCGCACUCGGGAAGGCAAGAGAGAUGCAGCCCGCCAGCAGGCUCCUCACGCUGGUCCUCGUCGUCGUCAUGGGCACGGAACUCACACAAGUGCUGCCGGCAAACCCGGAGGAGUCGUGGCAGGUUUACAGUUCGGGCCAGGACGGCGACGGUAGGUGCGUCUGCACCGUGGUGGCGCCCCAACAAUCCAUGUGCUCCAGGGACGCUCGCACUAAACAACUGAGGCAGCUACUGGAGAAGGUCCAGAACAUGACCCAGUCCAUCCAGGUUCUGGACCAAAGAACCCAGAGGGAGCUCUUAUACGUGGAGAAGAUGGAGGUGCAGCUCCGUGGCUUGCAGACCAAGUUCAGGCAGGUGGAGGAGAACCACAUGCAGAACAUCGCCAAGCAAUACAAGGCCAUAAAGGCGAAAAUGGAGGAGCUUAGGCCGUUGAUACCCGUGUUGGUGGAGUACAAGGCCGAUGCCAAAUUGGUAUUGCAGUUUAAGGAGGAGGUCCAGAAUCUGACGUCAGUGCUAAGCGGGCUGCAGGAGGAGAUGGGGGCCUAUGACUACGAGGAUCUCCACAGCCGAGUGUCAAAUCUCGAGGAGAGGCUUCGAGCGUGCAUGCAAAAAUUGGCGUGCGGCAAACUGACGGGCAUCAGCGACCCCAUCACCAUCAAGACGUCCGGGUCUAGGUUCGGCUCCUGGAUGACGGAUCCCCUGGCGCCUGAAGGAGACACACGGGUCUGGUACAUGGACGGUUACCACAACAACCGCUUUGUGCGCGAGUACAAGUCCCUGCAGGACUUCAUGACAACAGACAACUUCACCUCGCACCGACUUCCUCACCCGUGGUCUGGAACGGGCCAGGUGGUCUACAACGGCUCCAUCUACUUCAACAAGUUCCAGAGCCACGUCAUCAUCAAGUUUGACUUCCGCACGUCGGCCAUCAGCAAGUCCCGGCAACUGGACUACGCCGGCUUCAACAACGCCUACCACUACGCCUGGGGCGGUCACUCCGACAUCGACCUGAUGGUGGACGAGGGCGGACUGUGGGCCGUCUACGCCACCAACCAGAACGCCGGCAACAUCGUUAUCAGCAAGCUGAACCCCAACACGCUGCAGAUCGUCAAGAGCUGGACCACCAACCACCCCAAACGGAGCGCCGGCGAGUCCUUCAUGAUCUGCGGCACGCUCUACGUCACCAACGGCUACUCGGGAGGCACCAAGGUCUACUACGCCUUCUCCACCAACUCCUCCACGUACGAGUACAUGGACAUCGCUUUCCAGAACAAGUACUCGCACAUCUCCAUGCUGGAUUACAACCCGCGGGACCGCGCCCUCUACGCUUGGAACAACGGCCACCAGGUGCUUUACAACGUCACGCUGUUCCACGUCAUCCGCUCGGAGGAACUGUAGUCGCGCUACGACGGCGAGAUUAGAUCUGCGAAAGACUGAAUGUACACGUAGAGACUUUGAGGAGCGAGGCGGGGAAAAAAAAAAAAAUCUAAAUAUCAGAUCAUUAGAUUUAACAAAAACAAUAUGGAGAAUUUUGUAUGUUUAAAAAAAAAAGAUUGUACUAUGACUAUCCUAGUUAGGCAAUAGUUGACGUUAUUUUCUAGUUGCCAUCCUUUGGAAUGAAAUACUUUGAUUGUUUACUGCGUAGAGAAUGAUUGUGAAAGUAGACUCCAUCUAUAUCGAUCUAUAUAUGUACUCUAUAUCAGAUUUAAAAUAAUACAAGAGACAGAUGCCAAAAAGAAAACCAUGCCUUUUUUAUGUCAUUGACUCGCAUUCAUUCCAAUGGCUGAUUAUUCUGCAGUAAUCAAACAGUCCUGAAACAAAGACUAUUCUUGCUAAGCCAAAAAAUAGAUAUAUAAUACAAAUAAAUCAAAGCAAAUAAAAUAAAAAAUAUAAUUAAUCAACGCAAACAGUUGGGUUUGCAAUGGACACACUCCUCCAAGGACUCGACAGUACAUCGUGUGGUAUCGUUUUCAUCGAGUAUCGUAGCAAAUAAAGUCCGCCGAGGACAGCAACAAUAAUGACCGAAGGCCCCGACUGUUGCUGGGCUCUCUCGCCGAAGCUCAUUUAACUUGUGUCGCUGACUACUAUUUGUGCAAAAAAAAAAAAAAAACGCUUUCUUUGCAUGAGUGUUUUCUACUGCUAC
Syngnathus typhle (broad-nosed pipefish) is the source of this 2524-nucleotide messenger RNA. RefSeq names its product olfactomedin 1b (gene olfm1b). The record is from RefSeq and is a predicted model, not a curated record. The coding region runs from base 406 to 1779 and encodes 457 amino acids. NCBI's taxonomy places the organism in Eukaryota, Metazoa, Chordata, Actinopteri, Syngnathiformes, Syngnathidae. Gene Ontology annotation, biological process: signal transduction. The transcript is spliced from 6 exons.